AUGCCUCUUGAGUUAGUGGUAUUGAACAAGGUGGCCCCUCACGAUUACGGCGUGGAGCCCCCUUUUGAUACGCCGUUGGUAGACUCUCCGCCGGAUGACCUUAUCGCAAAAAUCACGGCAGAUGUUAAAAUCCCACUUCUCAAUACUCAUGAUAAGUCUAGAGCUACUGCGGUCAAGUUAAAGCAUCCAGUGCUCAACAUCCGCCGGCCCAAGUUGAGCAACGGCAAGACGUGGCUAGCAUUGGACAGUCAGAGUUACGAUUACUUCUGUUCACGAGGCAAGAUCGCCAGAGGAGACACGGGACAGUCGAUCUUCAGCUACGACUAUCUUGCCAUGCCAAUCUAUGGCGGCACCACAGAGCCUGCGUGGUUGCUGCUGUAUGACUCCCUCGGGAUGCAUGCUGCGGGGGGUAAUGCUUUCAAGAGCAUGACCAACUUGCUUGGCAUGGCCUUCGAGAAGGAGCAUGAAAACCGCACGAUAGAAGAGUUGAAGGCGAGGCUUGGGCGAUUCAAGCCACAGGUCAUGCAGGCAUGGCAGAUGCCUCUGCAGCAGAACGAUUAUGACUGUGGCAUCUUCGUAUGCCAGUACAUUCAAGCGCUAGUGGAGGCGUGCUUCGAUGGUGCUGAGAAUGGGGUGCGGUUCAGCAUGAGCCCACUAGCAUACCGACGUGGGUUACGAGAGGAUGUGUGCGCCCUUGCAGAAGGACGACUGAUAGGCGAGCUAACGGCAGCUGGGCAUGAGAUCCCUCCUGGCAAUGAGAUUAGGAAACCACAUGAGCCGGAGCCUGGCGUUGGCGGUGACGCUGCAGGGGACGGGCAUGGUGAUGUGGGAGGUGAUGAUGGACGAGGUGAACCUGCACAUGUGGAAGUCAUGGCUGGGGACAAUGCUGGCACCCGUGACAUCAUGAGAGGUGCACAUGUUGAAGGUCCUGGGGCUGACGCUGAGACGGGUGAAGGUGGGAAGGUCGGUAUGCGUGACGGCGUUGGGGAGGGUGAUAUGGCUGACGGUGCGACGAAUGACAAUGAGAAAGUGGGGGUGCGGGUUGAAGAUGCCGGAGGCUUGUUGGGUACUACGGAUGGUAACAAAGGUGCUAGAGAGGCCGUGGGUACUGGGCAAGGUGUGACAGCAUCGAAUGUGGAUGUGGAUUUGGUGUCAGCAUACAGCACGGGGACUGAGACGACGAGUCGCAACACUGCGCGUGGUCGAGCUCCUAGCUCAGGUUAUACUGGUGUGAGCAGACGGGAAGGUAAGUGGGCGGCACGACUGUGCGUAGAUAGCGUUGAAAACAAGUGGCUUGCGUUGGGACGGUAUACCGAGACCUUGGAUGCCGCAAAAGCAUUUGCGGCAGCCGCCCACAUCUGCCGACCGUCUCUCUCCAGCUCUAAGAUGGUGGAGUUGAGUGUGGAGGAGAGGAGGUGCUUGGAGGGUCUGACGUCGCAAGGGGUUGAGAGGAUAGUGGAGGCCAAGCGGUGGGCAGAGUGGAGGAAAUGGCGUACAGUGCUCAGCAGCCUCCCUGAGCCUUCCACCCUAGCACCAGCAGGAGUUCACACACAUGCUCCACCUCCCUUUUCCCUCCAGCACCCUGGAGCCACGUUUGGCAACUACCACCCGCCAGCCGCCGCCUUCGCGGGACACGCCGGUGGAACCACAGGACCUGGUGGAUGGCAGCCAUACACCCAGAGCCACCCUCCUCCCAACCUCCAUUUUCCAUCCCAGCAGUUCGCAUUCAACCAAAUACCUAUCCAUCCAUUCAGCCAUGUGCAAGCACCUAUCUCCGUACACCCAGCCCCUUCAGUACACAUUGCUCCCAACCCUGCAGGCAAUACCGCUGCACAGAACACUGCACCCCAUCCGCAUGUCCAAUCCACACCACCAGCCGUUGCACCUGGCACGGCACAUCCAGUAACAGACCCACAAGCCCUACAAAUUCCGCCCUCUGAGCAAACUGCUCAGGCCAGGGUAGCUGGCAUGACGGAAUCACAGCACAGCUUGAGCAUGUCGACUUCACCCAACAAUCCCAACCCCCCUUCUCACGGCUCCGCACUGGCAAGCGAACCGGCACAAGGGGCAGCGGACGACAUCAUCGAUGCGUUCCUCGGUCAAGCAACGCAAUAA
Closterium sp. Yama58-4 is the source of this 2115-nucleotide messenger RNA. The record is from the annotation of a GenBank genome assembly. Lineage: Eukaryota; Viridiplantae; Streptophyta; Zygnematophyceae; Desmidiales; Closteriaceae.